AUGAACAUUUCUUUUACGUCUGUUACCGUCCCGACCACCACGAAUUCCGACGAUUCGCCGAGAAACAGUUCUAAUGCCGGCGAAGAAGUCAAAGUCAUGGUACCACCGUUGAACUUUGCGAUGGUAGCCCCGGGAGUCUACCGUUCCGGGCACCCAAAUCGUCAGAAUUUCCCUUUUCUUAAAAAAUUGGAACUAAAAAGCAUAAUUUAUCUUUCAUCAGAUGACAUUCGCGAAGAAUUAGAUCAAUUCGCGAGAGAGCAGAAAAUACAAAUCUUUCACUAUAGGAUUGAUGGGAACAAGGAACCAUUUGUGGAGAUUGAUGAAAAAAAAAUCAGCAACGCUUUGGUAAAAGUGUUGGACGUGAGGAAUCACCCAGUGUUGAUUCAUUGUAACAAGGGAAAGCACAGAAUUGGUUGUCUGGUGGGAUGUCUUCGUAAAUUGCAGAAAUGGUCCAUGACCUCGAUUUUCGAUGAAUACCGACGAUUCGCGGGUACAAAAGUCCUACCCGAUCAGGAAUUCAUUGAAAUAUUCUCUGAACAUGUACCCUAUGAUCCAAAAUUCAAGCCCGCCUGGCUAUAA
This is a messenger RNA of Acaulospora morrowiae, 579 nucleotides long. Lineage: Eukaryota; Fungi; Glomeromycota; Glomeromycetes; Diversisporales; Acaulosporaceae. The record is from the annotation of a GenBank genome assembly.